UACACUCCAACCUUCUACAUCAAAAAAUUAAAAAUUGUUUUUGUUUAUGUUUUGAGUUUACUUUUCGAAUUUUGUAUUUUGUGAUGUGAUUUUCGAAUCAUGGCUACAAACCAAAGAGCUUUUACUCAAAAGCUAACAAAGCAUCAUGCUGCUGACGUUAGAAAAACUGUUUCCAAUAAAACAGGAUUGAUUUCUCCUUCAUCCAGUUCUAGUUGGACACACGAAAUAGUAGAACCUCUAGACUUUGAAGAAUUUGUAGGAGCUUAUCAGCUAGUAAUAGACAGAGACCCAUUAAGAUGCAUUCUAGACGUUCCACAAGGAGACGUGCAAGUGGACAUUAUAGAAAGGCCUGUGAGGACUUUAAAGCACAUCCUUCCAGAAGAAAAAAUUGAAACUCUGGCUCCUCAUGUACAAGCUUGUGUAGAAUGCUAUAAAUCCGUAUGGAAAGUUAUCAGGUACACUCACAGGCAGUUGAGCAGCAGCACCACUAGCAGAUUGAAUUUAUCUAAAACUUUGCCACCCAGCCCUAAGCAAGAAUUUGAAGUUGAUUUUCAAGCACCUUCAGAAACAACUAGUGAAUUAGAUCUGACCUCACAAGGUACGGGCAGCAGCCGCCAAAGCAUAGUCUCCAUAGGUUCUCUAUCUUCAUGCGGAGACACUCUAACACCGAGAAACUCGUGGGCAUCUCUAGAUUUAAGACACUCUGCCGGAGACGCUCUGAUUCCAGAAAUUUUGGAACAGUCCAUUCUAGAAUCGCAAGAUCAAGUGAACGAAAGCCAGAGGCAAAUCGAACGCCAGGAAACUGUUUUCGCUCUCGUCCCUCAAGAUUUUCAAACUGAAAUUCAGGAACCGGUCGAGAAGAGGUUGCCUGCUAACGCUCCUAGUGAACAUCUAGGGCAUAGGGUUUUGGUUAAAUGUCAACAACUAACGAUGGAUAUUGAAGUGGAACCUUUAUUCGCAUCCAUGGCUCUCUACGACUCCAAAGAAAAAAAGAAAGUUUCUGAAACCUUUUACUUUGAUGUGAAUCCAGAAGGUUUGAAAAGAAUGCUGGGAGGUCAUGUGGCCUAUGCCGAUCCCAGUACCUUGGCUAGAAGUUGCAUUUUCAAUAUAACACAUCCUUCACCUGAUCUUUUUAUUGUUGUUAGACUCGAAAAAGUACUUCAAGGCGAUAUAAAUGAGUGCGUAGAACCAUAUUUAAAGGAAGAAAAGAAUCGUGACAAAUUAAAAUCAAUAGCAGUCUCUGUAUGUGAAAGAUUAGGUAAAUAUCGGCAAGCUUUUGCCUGGACAGCAAUUAAUUUGGUUAAUAUUACUAAUGGAGGCAAUUCUCUGGAAAGAGAAUUUGAUAGAGAUUCUACUGGAACUGGUUCCAAUACCAAUAGUUUAGAUCGCAAAUCUUCAAGUAGCGGUUUAGAUCAACUUCGUCGUAAAGCCACAGACAUGGGCACUUUAACCCGAAGAGGCUCCUUGGAAAGAAAAGACAAAUGUCGUUCCUGGUCGCCUGAUCACCUUGCAACAAACUUGGACACUUUUAGACCAAUAACAUUAACGAUGUCGUCGUUUUUCAAGCAAGAAGGCGACAAAUUACGCGACGACGACUUGUACAAGUGCUUACAAGAACUCAAAAGACCCACGCUUGUUUUGAAAAAGCUAAAAUGCAUUCCUGCAACUUUUAAGUUGGAAAUUUCACCUUGCCCUCCUGAGUUGAAAAACUGUCUGACUACCGAAUUGGCCAAGCUGCAUCCAUAUCCAGAUGACAAAAGCAGGCCAACUAAAGAACUUUUAGAGUUUCCGGUCAAGGAAAUUCUAGUUCCGCAUUAUAUUUAUAGAAAUUUGCUUUUCGUUAGUCCCAAGGACCUGAAUUUUUCCAAUAGAAACGGAUCAGCGAGGAACUUGGCUGUGAAAAUUCAACUAAUGGCUGGCGAAAGCGAUACUCAUUGUUUGCCCAACAUAUUUGGAAAAUCCAGCUGCCCAGAAAUGGCCGCAGAAGUGUUUUCAGCUGUAACUUAUCAUUCCAAAAACCCAGUUUUCUAUGACGAGUUCAAGAUUAAAUUGCCAGCUUCGUUGGCCGACAAUCAUCAUUUAUUGUUCACGUUUUAUCAUAUUUCUUGUCAGAAAAAAGUCGAACAGAAUGUUGUGGAGACUCCUGUAGGAUACACUUGGUUACCUCUCCUCAGAGAUGGUCGUCUAGUCUCAGGCGAAUUUUGCCUACCAGUAAUGCUAGAACCUCCACCUCGCAACUACAGCUACAUUCCUCCAGACGUAUUUUUACCCGGAAUGAAAUGGCUAGAUAGUCACAAAGGCCUUUUCACUGUCAUUUUAGAUACAGCUUCUUCUGUGCACACCCACGAUCCACCCAUAGAACGCUUCUUUGCUGCUUACGAUUACGUCAAUACUGGUCUUAUACCUACUCGCUUAGGAGAAGUUGGAUCUGAGAAAGAGUUAACUACUUCAAUGUUGGGCUUGGCAGGAGCUCGCCCUGAAACCAUCGUUAAACAUUUACCCCAAAUUUUCGAUAGCCUAAUUGAGCUAUUAGUGCAACCACCUCGUAUUUCAGGUCAUAUGAUUAAUGUAGGCUCGACAUGUUUUGAAACACUUUGCCUCCUGCUAGAAAACAUUUCAAAUCUUCAAGAAUUAGCAUCUGACCAGCACGGCCGCAAUUCCUUAUUAGCCACCUACAUUCAAUAUCAAUGCAAUAUCCCACAUCCAUCAACAGGUGGUACUCGCGGUUCUCCUUCCUGGGAAACCAGUGGGUUGGUUAGAAGCAACUCAAAUCCUGACUUGGAAGUAUCUCACUAUCAACCUAGAGGCUUGGAUAGAGCUGCCAGCAUGCGAGUACCUACAAAUGAACCUCCUGUUAGUCCCAGUUUCAAUUCUUGUCCGAGAAUCGUCCAUCAAGAGUUAGCCUAUCAAUGGACAAUAACUAGCGGCCGUAACAAGGAUUUAGCCAUGCAAAAUGCUUGGUUCUUAUUUGAGUUGAUGAUUAAAAGCAUGGUGGAGCAUUUGGCACAUACUAGAAGCUUGGACGCUCCCAGGAAAAUUAGAUUUCCCGAUCAAUUUUUGGACGAUAUUUCUUCUUUGGUGCAAUAUGUCACUAUGGAAAUUAUAGGGCACUCUGCAGGAGAAAUUCGUAAAGCUCACAAGUUGAACGCCGCUUUGGCGUUUUUCUUUUUCGAUUUGUUAUCUAUUGCUGACAGGGGAUGGGUCUUGCAACUCUUAAGGAGCUACAUCAAAGAUAUACAAACAAAAAUCUCUUCAAAUGCUGAUGGAAGUAUUUUAGUUGAGCUGAAAUUGGAAUUUGCUAGGAUUAUAUGCAGUCACGAGCAUUAUGUUGCUUUGAAUUUGCCAUUUUCUUCACCGUUUAUGUCGUCUGCGGCUAGUGUUUCACCUAGUCCAAGUGUUACUAGUUCGACUAGUCAAAAUUCGUUUUUGUCAGGGGCCCCGCCCAGUCAGGAACGUGUUAAUACUUUUGCCGAGCUAUCGCCAGAAUAUAGGCAACAUCAUUAUCUAGCCGGGAUGAUUUUAGGAGAUUUGGCCACUGUCUUAUUAGAAACACAUUUACCAUCUCUUCACCUUAAAGCAGUGGAUACUAUUAAAUCUUUGCUGUCCUGGCACGACAGCGACCCGCGCUACUUGUCUCCAGAAGCCCGCCAUCGUGUGGCUGCCUUAUAUUUUCCCUUAUUGUCCAUUGCCAUGGACGUGUUGCCAUUGCUGCACAGUUUUUCUGCUGACAAAAAUGACAGUAGAUUCACCCACGACGAUCUCGGCCCUACCAAUAUUAAUCCUAAUGUCGCUAUGGUUAUAGCUGGCAAAUUGCCACAUUCUACUUGUGAUUCAUUCCAAACGUUACAAAAUCGUAAAGGUAUAAGUGCAGAGGCCACCCGCAACCUCCUCACCUGCGUCCUCUGGACCCUAAAAAAUGUGGAACGUGAGUCCUUGUCUCAGUGGAUGAGCGAGCUGAGUUCUAGCAGACUGGCGACCCUUCUGCACCUGCUCGAUGCCUGUACUAGCUGCUUUGAGUAUCGUCCGAGACGUAGAGCACCACCUUCUUCAGGCUACGCCCACGCGCAAGUCACUCAAGACAUGAGGUCCAGGCUCGAGGACAUUAUUUUGGGACAAGGCUCGGCUAGAGAGAUGAUGCAACGCAGAAAAGGUGGCACUCCUCAAGCUGCAACUGAGAAACUCAGAUGGCGCAAAGAGCAAAUGACUUAUAGAGUUAGUACUGAUUUACAAGAAAGGCCUAGAGAUGAUACUUAUCACGAUGCCCAUUUGGAUGGUCACUUUGCCACUGAGGCUUCGUUUAUUAUUUUGGACUCGUUGGAAAGAUCUGUUUCAACUAUAGCACAACUGGACACGCAACAGCAUUUAGUAGGACUAGCUUUAUCAGUCUUGUUGCAUGCUUUAGGUAAAAACCAAAGCACCACGGUAUUGCCUCACAUGUUUGCCUCACAAAGGAGCUUGGUUUUUAAGUUUCACAGUGCGCUGUUUGACGAGGAAAGUUCACAUUGUGCAGAUUUGUGCCUAUUAUUGCUAAAACACUGUGGAUCUCAAAUAGCAGCCGUCAGAUCUCAAUCUGCCGCUUCAUUGUACCUACUCAUGAGACAAACGUUUCAAAUUGGUAAUAAUUUUGCCAGAGUUAAAAUGCAGGUUACAAUGUCUUUGAGUAGCCUAGUAGGUACUUCUUCGUCGUUUAGUGAUGAUUCCCUGAGAAGAUCCUUGAAAACCAUUUUGGAAUAUGGCGAAAGAGACUUGGAGCUGCAAGAGACCACUUUUCCAGAGCAAGUCAGAGACUUGGUGUUCAAUUUGCACAUGAUUUUAUCUGACACAGUUAAAAUGAAGGAGUUCCAAGAGGAUCCGGAAAUGUUGUUGGAUUUAAUGUACAGAAUUGCGAAGGGCUAUCAAAAUUCACCGGAUUUAAGGUUGACUUGGUUAGCGAAUAUGGCUCAAAAACAUAUGGAGAGAGGUAAUCACACCGAGGCUGGUAUGUGUCUGGUGCAUUCUGCGGCACUGGUUGCUGAAUAUUUGGCUAUGUUGGAAUCUUUACCUUAUUUACCAGCUGGAGCUGCUGCUUUAGAAAAGGUGAGUCCAAACGUUUUGGAAGAAAGCGCCGUCUCAGAUGACGUCCUCAGUCCAGAGAGAGAAGGCGGAUGCUUGGGAUCUCAUUUUACCGAGGCCGGUUUGUUAGGCUUGUUAGAACAUGCAGCUAGUAGCUUUCAAGUAGCUGCUAUGUACGAGCCGAUGAACGAUAUUUACCGAGUUCUCAUCCCUAUAGCUGAGAAUAACAGGGAUUUUAAAAAACUUUCUAAUAUUCACGGGAAACUGCACGAUGCUUAUACCCGGAUCGAUCAGUUGCAAGGCAAAAGGAUGUUUGGAACCUACUUCCGAGUCGGUUUUUACGGUUCCAAAUUUGGCGAUUUAGAUAAGGAAGAGUUUGUUUAUAAAGAACCUACUUUAACCAAGCUGCCUGAAAUUUUCAGCAGGCUCGAGAAUUUCUAUGCGGAACGGUUUGGUGCUGAAAACGUUUGCAUCAUCAAAGAUUCGAAUAUUGUAGACUUAAAUUCCUUAGACCCAGACAAAGCUUACAUACAAAUUACUUAUGUUGAACCAUAUUUUGAGCAAUUUGAGUUGAGGUAUCGGCAAACGCACUUUGAUAGAAAUUUCAAUAUUAAGAAAUUUGUUUAUGCAACUCCUUUCACCAUGACUGGCAAGGCUCAUGGUGAACUAAAAGAUCAAUACAAAAGAAAAACCAUUUUAACUACUUCAGUGCAUUUUCCAUAUGUAAAAACUCGAAUACAAGUUGUGGCAAGGAUUCAAAUAACUCUAACACCAAUCGAAGUGGCCAUUGAAGAUAUCCAAAAGAAAACAACAGAACUAGCUAUUGCAACUCAACAAGAACCGCCAGACCCAAAAAUACUACAAAUGGUACUUCAAGGUUGUAUUGGUACCACCGUAAAUCAAGGGCCUUUAGAGAUGGCUCAGACUUUUUUGCCUGGCGAUGGAAAACCACUCACUAAGCAUCAGAACAAGCUCAGAUUGUGUUUUAAAGAUUUUUCAAAGAAGUGUUGUGACGCAUUGAAAAAGAAUAAGAACCUUAUUGGGCCAGACCAAAGAGAUUACCAAAGAGAAUUGGAUAGGAACUAUAAGAAGUUUAUUGAAAAAUUACAGCCUUUAGUGAACCCGCAAAAUAUUACUAUUGUCAAUACUAGCCCUAAUAAAUUUUCCAAUGCACCAGAAACUUCCCUGCUUAGGUGGUAAAUGACCAGCAAUAUUUCAUUAUAAGAUAUUUUAGACUCUUUAGGAAUAGGCUUAAUUAUUUAUUCAAACUUUUUUAUAGUAUGCUUUUAUAUGUAAGUGCAAAAUAUUAUAUAUUACCUAGCGAUUGCCGAGAGAGAAAUUAAAUUAAAUA
Messenger RNA from Ceutorhynchus assimilis (cabbage seed weevil), 6403 nucleotides. The record is from the annotation of a GenBank genome assembly. Lineage: Eukaryota; Metazoa; Arthropoda; Insecta; Coleoptera; Curculionidae.